UCUUAUCGUCUUUACUGCGGAGGUAGAAAAGUUGCUGUCACGUGAUCAUUUGUUAGGCAUAAAAAAUGGCAGAUCAGCAUCAUCACAUCGGUGCAAAAACCGUCCCAGAAUUACGCAUUUUUUUGAGAGAAAGGGGAAUCAGUUGUAAUGAAUAUAGAAAGUUCACGUUAGUCAGGUUGGCUCAAGUCGCACUAGAACUUCAGUUACCGAUCAUUGUCGCGAAAGACGACUACAAAGUCAUGAACUUGAAACGGCGCACCAUACGGAGUCUUGAUGGAGAAGAAAUUGUCGCCCCAGAUAUAACGACUAUUAUAAGUCGCUUUACAAAGAAUCUUAAAGAACUUCCUUGUCUGGAAAUAUGCGAUGUGUUGAUAUAUUUGCUGCGAUCUUCUGCCUGGUCAGAUAACAGAUUAAAGAAUUACAGACAAGACAACGGCUAUAAACUGUACAAAGAUGGACACAUUAGUAAUGUGCAGAUGUACAACAUUCCAAACUCAGAUUAUAAUUACGUUUCGGCCACAUGUGUUAGGGAAACAACUUUAAGCGAGAAACCGUAUAUUACAUGGAUAUUACAGAAAAAGGAUGGCCAAGUAAUUUCUGCUGGAUGUGCUUGUGUUGCGGAUGAUGGAACGUGUAAACACUGCACAGCUUUACUGUUUUCCUUUGCUGAUUUUUGCACUCGCCAUAUGGACAGGAACACACAAGUAGGAACAGAUCGCCCGUGCAUAUGGGACAUACCUAGAAAAGUGUCAGUUCCCACAAAAAUUGAUGACCUUGAUGUUAGAUACAAUAAAAAUAAUCCGUGCAUUGCACCUACUUCUGCAGCUUUCCACUCUUCUAAAGUUCAUGAACAAUCCUUGCGAGAUGUAGAAUGUCAUUUGUAUAGAUUGUGUAAAGGAUCAGAUUCUUUACUGCUUCAUGUUCUUGAGCCUCCCUCAGAUGACAGUGAUGAAGAAAUAAAGGAUGAGCAGCCACCAAAUAUGACAAACUAUAUGAGUGAAUUUAUAAGAGAGAAAGUUAAUACAGAUUUUCUUACCUUUUUGAAAAGCAAAUGCGAUAUAAAUUUAAUUAGUAAAAUUGAAGUAUUAACAAAAGGUCAAGGAAAUUGUACUGAGUAAUUCAAAUAUCGUGAAGGCAGAAUCACUGCCUCUCUUGCAUUUUCUGUGUGUCACUUUAGAGAUUCAAACAAAGAAGAUAAUUAUAUUGUAAAAAAAAUCAUGAACUCCAGCUCUGUGCCCCUUUCAACUCCUGCAAUUAAAUAUGGAAAAGAGCAUGAAGCAAUCGCUCGACUUCUAUACCAGGAAAAUUAUAAAAAAGAGCACAUAAAAGCCCAUAUUGUUGAAAGUGGAUUACAUGUGUCCAAGCAAUAUCCAUACAUGGGUGCCUCGCCAGAUGGACUUGUGCAAUGCAAAUGCUGCGGGAAUGGACUUCUAGAGAUUAAGUGCACAUAUACACACAAAGACUUAUCUCCAGAUGAAGUUGCUACAAGGGACAAAAAUUAUUUUGUUUAUAUGGACGACAACAAC
Magallana angulata is the source of this 1526-nucleotide messenger RNA. RefSeq lists its product as uncharacterized. The record is from RefSeq and is a predicted model, not a curated record. The transcript is spliced from 2 exons. Bases 66 to 1118 code for a protein of 350 amino acids. NCBI's taxonomy places the organism in Eukaryota, Metazoa, Mollusca, Bivalvia, Ostreida, Ostreidae.